Psilocybe cubensis is the source of this 1116-nucleotide messenger RNA. RefSeq lists its product as uncharacterized. The transcript has 2 exons. Bases 1 to 1116 code for a protein of 371 amino acids. The record is from RefSeq and is a predicted model, not a curated record. Lineage: Eukaryota; Fungi; Basidiomycota; Agaricomycetes; Agaricales; Agrocybaceae.
AUGACUGUGGCAGCAGAGCUUCCCAUGGAGAUUAUCAACAACAUCAUGGAGAUUGCAAUUGAUACUCUGGAUCCUCAAUCAGUGUCAUCGAUAACACUGUUAUCACACCAGUUCCGCGUCAUGGUCAACAAAGAGCGCUUUUUUCAUCUUAAUUUCGACAGUGACACCAGUUGGAACGAGUUACAUGGAUUGGCAACUCUUUUCGAGCAAGCAGCUGGAAUCGCGAUACGAGGAAUACAAACUUUCAUCGCCUCAAUUUACAUCCGCAUUGAGGACGACUGUGAUUACGACGAGAUACAGCCCCAUAUCACAAUCUUCAAACAUCUAUUCAGGCAUGAUGCUAUACUGCACACACCUAUUCGAAAGCUGUCACUUUACAUAACCAACGUUGCAGGAUUGUUAUCCGUGGACCCUGCACUGGACUAUUCUCUCAGAUCGCUGCUCAGCGAGUCCCACGUUAACUUCCUAGAACUGUGUCAAUCAUGGGAAAUACCCUAUGACCUCUUACACAGGUCAAAAAUCGAACACCUGUCCCUUCUAUGCGUGGGAGGACUGUCCAAACAUUUCGUCACCCGAAAUUUGAAUCCAGUAAAUCUCAAGUCGCUGACUAUCUCCUUGUAUGAUGGGUCUCAGUUUAAAAUAACCGAUCUGAUGACACUGCUUGGAGCGCUCGAAUCCAGCUGUUUUUCGUAUAUGACUUCUCUGACCAUAUCAACCUCAUUUGUCCACUUUGCGAGAAAAUUGCUGGAGCUAACACAGUGCCUGGAGACACUGACAAUAAAGUGUGCAGAGGAGCUGUACCAAAAUAUCAGACUCUUGGAUGUCGUGGACCACCACCUACACGGCCCAGACUAUGGCCUUGUGGAAUCAGGUGCGCUGCUCCAGGAGGCAGUUGCCUGGGACGAACGUCUUUCUUCGCUGGUCCGCGGGAAAGCAAAGCAUCCUGUUGUACAUAUCAAUAUCCACAUACAUCGUCGCUUCAUGGAAACACAGUACCACUCGCCCAUCUGGAAAGACUGUUGGAGGCAGCAUUUCUUGAAUGCCUUUUCGACAUGUCGAACUUCUAUGAAACACUUCUUUCUCUCCAUCGAUACAACGUCGAAAGCGUAUGAUUAG